AGCUCUAGCUUCCCUUGAUCAAUUAGUUCUACUUCAAUUCUCAGCUUUUAAUUAAGUUAGCAUAGCUAUUUAUCAAGGCUUUAAGACCAUGAGAGAGGAGAAAGUGUUUUAUCAUAGCAGGUCAGCGAACAUUGUAUCAGAACGCCACACCAUAAUAGAAGACUGCCAUUGCGUGCGUUAUGAUCAUGUCCACCCUGCAGAAGAAAUUUCAUACUUCCCAGCCCCUGCCAUGAGAGACGAGUACCAUGGCGGCUGGCCCACCAAGACUGUCACCGUAAGGCCUCUUCCUCCUCCUCAACAGGUACAAUAUUAUCCAUACCCCAACAUGGAUCAAAAUCAUGUUCCUCCUCCUCAUCAUCAGAUCAGAAGGCCUGUAAAGACGGUGGAAGUUCCAGCUCAGAAGCCUCAUCAGAUAAAGGGCGGCGUUCUUACUAGCACUGAGGCAGCAAAGAUCUACAAGGGAGUGUUUAUUACUGAAUAUGGUACCAAGAAAUAUCCUCGACCAAAUUGCCGUUAAUUUUCUUGGUACACAAGAAAAAUAGUCAGCCUUUUCUUCCUCCCUCCCAGUGAUCCUUUUAAUUACUAGAUAUACCCUAUAUCUGCGCAGCGUGUAUCUUUUUCUUUUUCUUUUUUUCUUUGUUUCGAUUUCCAAUGGACAUGGCUUCCGGGGCUAUCCAUCAAGGAUUGACCCUGUGAAAGUUGCCGCCGAUCAAUAUGCCAGCGAGUUGUCCUGUAGAAUUGGAUUGAUUAUCCUGAUCAGCUUGUAAUUAAUAUAGUAUGUACGUACCUACAUACAUAUUUCGUACAUGAUAAUA
This is a messenger RNA of Prunus mume (Japanese apricot), 815 nucleotides long. The record is from RefSeq and is a predicted model, not a curated record. Lineage: Eukaryota; Viridiplantae; Streptophyta; Magnoliopsida; Rosales; Rosaceae.